Messenger RNA from Triticum dicoccoides, 1038 nucleotides. Its product is annotated as cyclin-P1-1-like. Bases 78 to 812 code for a protein of 244 amino acids. The transcript is spliced from 2 exons. The record is from RefSeq and is a predicted model, not a curated record. Gene Ontology annotation, molecular function: protein kinase binding. Gene Ontology annotation, biological process: regulation of cyclin-dependent protein serine/threonine kinase activity. Lineage: Eukaryota; Viridiplantae; Streptophyta; Magnoliopsida; Poales; Poaceae.
AGCGAACCGGCAGCCGGCAGACGCCCCCACCCACCCAGCACGAGACAGGCGAGAGCACCGAGCGACGUGCCGACGACAUGGGCGACGUCGCCGUGGCAGCGGGCGGGCUCUCCUCCCCGCCGACCCCGCCGCCGCCGGAGCUGGGCAUGGUGGCGCGCGCCGUGGAGCGGCUCGUGGCGCGGAACGACGCGCUGCUGCUGCUGGACGCGGAGCAGGGCGGCGGCGAGGGGAUCACCGGGAUGGCGGCGUUCGAGGGCACGGGCCCGCCGCGGAUCGGCGUGGCGCAGUACCUGGAGCGGGUGCACCGGUACGCGGCGCUGGAGCCCGAGUGCUACGUGGUGGCCUACGCGUACGUGGACCGGGCCGCGCACCGCCGCCCCGCGGCCGCCGUCGCGUCCAAGAACGUGCACCGGCUGCUCCUCGCAUGCCUCCUCGUCGCCUCCAAGGUCCUGGACGACUUCCACCACGACAACGCCUUCUUCGCGCGCGUGGGCGGAGUGAGCAACGCGGAGAUGAACAAGCUGGAGCUGGAGCUCCUCGGCGUGCUCGACUUCGAGGUCAUGCUCAGCCGCCGCCUCUACGACCUCUACCGCGCGCACCUCCACAAGCAGCAGGCCGACGGCCACCACGACACGUCCAUCAAGCCGGAUCAGGAGCCCUCGAGGGUCGACGGCGGCGAGGAGGACCACGACGAUGACCGGAUAACGCGGCUGCCGGAAGGCGUCUUGCGGUACGACUGGAGCCAGCAGGCGCCGGCGGCGAACGGCGGGCGGCGACACUCGUCGUCGCAGGCACCGUCGCGGUACUCCUAGGUAGCUUCUGCCUUCUGGGCUAGGCCACGUACAGCGAUCGAUGUGCACAUUAACUAACUGUAUACGUACUGCUCGGAUUCGAUGUGUAUGGACGGUGAGUGGAAUACAAACCUCCUCCCGUCGUUUUAAUUCCAGGCAGGAAUGAAGAUGUCACCGGUAAUCUAGACCUGUAAAAUAAAUACAGGUGUAAAAACUUACACCCAUUAUAAGAGGGUGUUUGUUUCCA